AUGCAGGAGGAGCAGGAGGAGCUCCAGAGACAGCGCCUUCUCCUGGUGGAUGAGCUCUCACGCUGCCGGGAGGCGGCGGACAGGGCCAACCAGGUGGCUGUGGCUGAGCGCCAGCGCCUGCUGCAAGCCCUGCAACUGGCAGAGGGGCAGGCCGCCCAGAGCCGGCGCGAACGAGAGGACGCGGGAAGGAUCGCAUGCGAGGUCGAGGAGCUUUCACAGGCUUCCGUCCAACAGGGCAAUCUUCCGAUGCAGGUGUCUCUUUCUGGCAUGGGCGCCGUGGGGCAGGCAACUCCAGAAGAAGCUACCGCCGGAGUCAUGGAAACGAUAGGUUGGGACCCGCAGGGGCAAGGUGAGGAAUUCGGGGAGCACGUGGCUGAAAGCGAGCAUGACAGCAAGCUCCCAAGCCUCGCAAAUGACGAGGCACAGCAUGAGGCACGUGAGAAGCAGCAGGAGGCUUCACUCCCCGCCAAAGUUGAGGCAGCAGAAGCAGCAGCAGCAAGCAGCUUCGAUGCCCGCGGGGUCUCCCCGGAGCCAGCGGCCAAAGAGCUGCCGACCUUUCGGGCAGAGAUGCCAGAAGCAGCCAACGAGCCCAGCGCGGAGCCGCAAGACGAGGGGGACGCCAUAAGCGAGGGGCAGCGGAAGUCUACGGUUCCCGUGGCAGUCGAGGAGGUCCAAGUAACAGAGCCCAGCAUUGUGACCAUUCAGAAGCCAGCCCCUGGCCUGCCCCAGAGCCGUCGGCCAGAGCAGCGGGCGGCUUCCGACCAGGCGCGUGCG
Molecule: messenger RNA, 774 nt
Organism: Symbiodinium natans
Lineage: Eukaryota; Dinophyceae; Suessiales; Symbiodiniaceae
Source: the annotation of a GenBank genome assembly